Molecule: messenger RNA, 870 nt
Organism: Vicia faba (fava bean)
Lineage: Eukaryota; Viridiplantae; Streptophyta; Magnoliopsida; Fabales; Fabaceae
Source: the annotation of a GenBank genome assembly
AUGUUUCUUCUUAGAAAGCAAACCCAGAAUCAGCCAGAGAAUGGUUCCUCAAAUCAUGAUGCUAAGGUGGCUGAACUAAGAACUGCUAUUGGGCCCUUAUCCGGGCGUCGAUUGAUGUAUUGCACAGAUGCUUGUUUAAGGAGGUAUUUAGAAGCACGGAAUUGGAAUGUUGAUAAAACCAAGAAAAUGCUGGAAGAAUCACUUAAGUGGAGAUCUAGUUAUAAGCCUGAGGAAAUCCGUUGGGCUGAAGUAGCACAUGAAGGCGAGACGGGGAAAGUAUCUCGAGCUAACUUUCAUGAUAGACUUGGGAGGACAGUGCUUAUUAUGAGACCAGGGAUGCAGAACACAGCAUCACCCGAAAAUAAUAUCAAGCAUUUAGUCUAUCUGUUGGAAAAUGCUGUACUUAAUCUUUCCGAUGGUCAAGAACAAAUGUCAUGGUUGAUAGACUUCACAGGAUUUACAUUUGGCACAAACAUUGCUAUUAAAACUGCUCGUGAUAUUAUUCACAUUUUACAAAACCACUAUCCAGAAAGGCUUGCUAUUGCUUUUCUGUAUAAUCCACCAAGAAUAUUUCAGGCUUUCUGGAAGGCUGUGAAAUACUUCCUGGAUCCCAAGACAGCCCAGAAGGUAAAGUUUGUUUAUCUCAACAACAAAGACAGUGUGGAACUGAUGAAAUCACUCUUCGACAUGGAAAACCUUCCUAGUGAAUUUGGCGGAAAAGCUACUUUACAGUAUGACCAUGUAGAGUUCUCAAAGUUAAUGACUGAGGAUGAUGCGAAAACUGCAAAGUUCUGGGGACUUAAUGACGAGAAGCCCUUCACUACUAAGAAUGGCCAUGGCGGGGCAGAAGUAGCACCAGAACCAGUAUAG